Messenger RNA from Eupeodes corollae, 666 nucleotides. RefSeq names its product histone H3. The transcript has a single exon. Gene Ontology annotation, molecular function: protein heterodimerization activity; DNA binding; structural constituent of chromatin. The record is from RefSeq and is a predicted model, not a curated record. Gene Ontology annotation, cellular component: nucleosome. The coding region runs from base 256 to 666 and encodes 136 amino acids. Lineage: Eukaryota; Metazoa; Arthropoda; Insecta; Diptera; Syrphidae.
AGAACUGCACUGCACAAGAGUCACUGUUAAACUGUGGCUCUUCGCUCGAAAUACCACAAGUAUUUAUACUUAUUUUUCAUAACAAUUCUUAAUUUUGAUUGGCCAAAUAAAUCGACAACGAAAAUGAAAAAAACAGUCGAACGGAAACAUGAAUAGCCAAUUUAAUGACUUAAACAGAAAUCUACAUUCGAUUUUUCUAAAAAAAUUGUGAACAAAAGUGUUGUGUUUAUUAGUGAAGUGAAAAAAAGUGAAAUCAUGGCUCGUACAAAGCAAACUGCCCGUAAAUCGACUGGUGGAAAAGCCCCACGUAAGCAACUGGCAACAAAGGCAGCUCGUAAAAGUGCUCCAGCAACAGGAGGUGUAAAGAAACCACAUCGUUAUCGUCCUGGAACAGUGGCUCUUCGUGAGAUUCGUCGUUAUCAGAAAAGCACCGAAUUGUUAAUUCGUAAAUUGCCUUUCCAACGUUUAGUUCGUGAAAUUGCUCAAGAUUUCAAAACAGAUUUGCGUUUCCAGAGCUCAGCUGUUAUGGCGCUUCAAGAAGCAAGUGAAGCUUAUUUGGUUGGCCUGUUUGAAGACACAAAUUUGUGCGCCAUCCAUGCCAAACGUGUCACAAUUAUGCCAAAAGACAUUCAAUUGGCCAGACGCAUCCGUGGCGAACGUGCUUAA